AUGUGGUGGCUGCCGCCAUGCUUCCACGGCGGCAACGCGGCCAAGGGGGAGGGCCGAGACCAGUUCGACCCCAACCCCGUGUCGCCGGCCGCGGCCUCGGCGCGGUCCAUGAGCACGGCCACGUCGUCCACGAUCACUGCCCCGUCCGGCUCCGACCUCACCGGCUCCAUCAACGCCUCCGACAUGAGCGCCGACUCCAUCCAGCGCCCGCAGCAGUACCCGAGCUUCGCCGACCGGCCCGCCAACCUCCGGGUCUUCACCUACGCCGAGCUGCGGGCCGCCACCCGCAACCUCAGCCGCUCGCUCAUGCUCGGCGAGGGCGGCUUCGGCUGCGUCUACCGGGGCGCCAUCAAGGUCGACGCCGCCGCCGGAGACGGGACGCCUCCCCCGAUGGAGGUCGCCGUCAAGCACCUCAACCGGAACGGCCUUCAGGGGCACAAGGAGUGGCUGACGGAGGUCAACGUCCUGGGCAUCGUGGACCAUCCCAAUCUGGUGAAGCUGGUAGGCUACUGCGCCGACGACGACGAGCGAGGGGCGCAGAGGCUGCUGGUGUACGAGUACAUGCCUAACCGGAGCGUGGACGAUCACCUGUCGGGCAGAGCAAUCGGGACGACUCUGUCAUGGCCUAUGCGGCUCAGGGUGGCUCUCGACGCCGCCAAGGGGCUCAAGUACCUGCACGAGGACAUGGAUUUUCAGAUAAUUUUUCGGGACCUCAAGACGUCAAACAUUCUGCUGGAUGAAGACUGGAACGCCAAGCUUUCAGACUUCGGCAUGGCUAGGGAAGGCCCGACGGAGGGCCUCACACACGUCUCCACAGCGGUGGUUGGCACCCUGGGGUACGCGGCACCGGAGUACAUCCAGACGGGGCGGCUGAACGCCAAGAGCGACAUCUGGAGCUACGGCGUGCUGCUCUACGAGCUCAUCACGGGGCGGCGGCCCAUCGACGGGGAGCGGCCGAGGGGCGAGCAGAAGCUGCUGGACUGGGUGAAGCCCUACAUCUCCGACACCAACAGGCUGCGGCUGAUCCUGGACCCCAAGCUGGAGGGCCGCUACAGCAUCAAGUCGGUGGCCAAGCUGGUCACCGUCGCCAACCGCUGCCUCGCCAGGCUGCCCAAGGCGCGCCCCAGGAUGGGGGAGGUGCUGGACAUGGUGCAGAAGGCCGUCGACGUCGACGGCGCCGCCGCCGGUGCUGGCGCACCUCCGCUGCACCACUACAGCAGCGGCGGCGGCAGGGAGGAGGGGGGCAGCUCGAAGCUGAGGCGGGAUGGCAAGAAAGGGUUUCAUGGCCAGUGGCGAGCUGGAAGAGGAAAAGGACCCCUCAUGUGCUGA
Triticum turgidum subsp. durum (durum wheat) is the source of this 1329-nucleotide messenger RNA. The record is from the annotation of a GenBank genome assembly. NCBI's taxonomy places the organism in Eukaryota, Viridiplantae, Streptophyta, Magnoliopsida, Poales, Poaceae.